Procambarus clarkii (red swamp crayfish) is the source of this 1664-nucleotide messenger RNA. Its product is annotated as Growth arrest specific protein 8. Lineage: Eukaryota; Metazoa; Arthropoda; Malacostraca; Decapoda; Cambaridae. Gene Ontology annotation, cellular component: microtubule; Golgi apparatus; motile cilium. The record is from RefSeq and is a predicted model, not a curated record. Gene Ontology annotation, biological process: cell motility. Gene Ontology annotation, molecular function: small GTPase binding; microtubule binding.
CUGCCUUCAGGUAUAUUUUUGUAAGAUGGACGGCCGUGACUCUGGUCUCCAUGGCAACGGAAGAACGUAAAUACACAACUCUGCUCAAAAUUGACGAACAGUGUAAUUUUUCAACUUAAAACUCGACCGCAAUCAUGCCUCCAAAAAAGAAAGGAGAAAAAGGUAAAGGAAAGCGUGGAUCCAAAAAGACAGGCAGUGGGCGUGCACAAACUUUAAUAGAUGGCAUCCCAAUUAAUACUAUGAGCAAAGAGCAACUGGAAGGUCAUGUAAUCAGGCUUCGUAAUGAGUUGGAACGAGAAAGAGAAGAAAGAAACUACGUUCAGAGUGAACUGGAACGUGUACAGAGACUGUGGCAAGUUGCUGCAGAAAACUUGGAUAAUUUGCGCGCAGAACUUAGACACAAGGAUGUUGAGAUAGGAGAGGCUGAGGAGAAGCAUCAGCAAGAGAUCAGUGUAUAUCAACAGAAGAUGAAGCAUCUCAUGUUUACCCAGGAAAACACCCUCACACACCUUCAGGUGGAUAGUGAACAGGCAUUGCUGAACCUGCAUAAAGACUCUCUUGCAGAGGAAACUCGUGUUGUCCAAGAGCGAGAAGAUUUGAGGGCACAGUUGAGAAAUACUGAAAGUAACUAUCUUGCCAUCAUUGCCAACAUGAAAGUGGCUCAAAGCAAAUCUCUGGACUCAUUGCGUCAAGAGUUUGAAACAGAGGCAGCAGCGAUGGAAGCGAAAUCUGUAAAGAGAAUAAAAGCACUACAGAAUCAACUAGACCUAAAGCGCAAAACAGAACUCAUUGCACAAGAAGAAAAAAAGAAUAAUUUUCUGGCUACAAUCAUAUCCAACCAUGAGAAAACGUUUGAAGAGAUGAAAAAAUAUUACACAGAUAUCACUGCAACCAACCUUAAACUCAUCACAGAGCUGAAGGCUGAAUUAUCAGAACAAAAGGAACGAGAGCACAAGCUGGAGCAAGAGAUGGGUGCUGCCAUUACAAGUCGGUCACGUUUGGAGGACGAGGUUGCUAACCUGCGUAAAAAAUUAUCCGACACACAGCGCUCUGUUCAGCGUUCACAAAGGGACAAGGAGAGUUACCUGACGAGUCAAGCACAGGUGAAAGUAUUGACAAGUGAGAAAGAAGCUCUACAAUGGGAAAUGGAGGUUCUCAAGAAAAAAACUGAAACGAUUGAACGUGAACGAAGAGAGCUGUAUGAUCACUUCGUCGCAGUGGUUGGGGAAGUGCAACAACGAAGUGAGCUUAGAAAUAUUGUGCUGGAAAAGAGAUUAAACCAGGUGUCGGAGCAUUUAGAGAAGAAGGAAGCUGUUCUCUCAGAGGUUCUAUCAGCAGCAAAUUUAGACCCAACCUCAUUUAGUCAUGUCAGCCAUCAGUUGGAGACAAUUGUUGAUGAGAAAAACCAACUAGUAGGAGGCCUACGUGAAGAAGUGGCAACUUUGCGCCGCAUGUACACAGACCUCAUGGAUAAGUAUAAUUCUGUUCUUAGAAACAGUACAAAGCCAAAGAAAACCACUAAACUCCCAAAUAUUUCAAUAUAAAACUCAAAUAUAUGUGUCAUCAAUGCUGACAGUUGUGUCAACAAUAACAUGAAUCUGGUUGGGUGUUUUUGUUUUUCAAAAUAUGUAUGAUGGGCAAAUUAAAGUAAAAAUAUUAUCAUA